CUUCAGGUAACAGUGGCCUUGCGAAUGUCGUGCGUAUAGAGUUUAUUUCUUAAAACUCUUUUUUUUUUUUUAAGUCUUCAGAAAGGCAAGAGUAACUUACCCCUCCAUUUUGGGAAUCAGACUCUGUUACUUCCAGAGAGACCUCUUCCCCGCAUCUUUUCCUUUAUAUCUUUACUCUUCUGCCGGUUAGACCGUCUCUCCCCGCGGUCCUCCUAGACGUCUCACCGUUUUAUUUGAAAAAAAAAAUUUUUUUUCUGUGCUUUUCGAGAAUCCCAGGCCCCGAAGUGAUCUUUCCUCCCGCUCUGUAGCGGAUCCCCGGCCACUUCCGUCCGCGUUCUCGGUCUGAGGGAUGGAGCCUCACGGCCCUCGGGAAUCCCCACCUUGGGAGGGUUCUUCCUUGCCCGGAGCAUGGUCUUCCUCCGCCCUCGGGCAGGCCUUCUCCCAGAUCUUGCACCAGUUUGCCGGCCAGGAAUCCCGACGGGGCAAGGCCAGAAGUGCAGCUCUUGAGGACCUCGCUGCUCUGCUCGAAGCUAAAGAAUGUGAUCGGUUAUUUGAAGGGAGUGACGCCUCGCUCCGUGGAAUGCCUGAGAUGCUGGGGCAGGUGGCAAAAGCCCUAGGGAAGUAUGCAGCCCCUGCCGAGGAGCCGGAAGGGAGAGGUGACCGCCACCCCGACGUGGCGGAGAAAGCGGCGGCAGUUGCGUUACUGUUUCUUAAGCUCUUGAGGAAGGUCGAGGCCGCCAAGAAUUCCUUGGUUUGCCCUGCAUGGAAGACAAGCCUCCGUCCCUUGGCAGGACCCAUCUAUAUUUUUGCAGUCACACACAGCUUGGAGCAACCGUGGACCAGCCCAAGAUCUCAAGAGGUCGCUGGACAGGUGCUCGCCUUAUUGCUUCAGGUCACUGAGUGUGGUUCUGUGGCUGGAUUCCUCCACGGAGAAAAUGAAGACGAGAAAGGGAGAUUUACUGCGAUCAUGGGGCUUCUCAAACCCGAUUUGAAUAAGGACUCCUGGAAGAAUAACCCAGCCACCAAAUAUGUUUUCUCAUGGACUCUGCAAAAGGUCCCUCGACCCUGGCUGAGCCAACAUCUGGAAAGAAUACUUCCUCCAUCAUUGCUCAUCUCAGAUGACUAUCAGACUGAAAACAAAAUCCUGGGUGUCCACUGCCUCCAUCACAUUGUGCUUAAUGUGCCAGCUGCUGAUUUGCUGCAGUACAACAGGGCUCAGGUCCUCUACCACGCCCUUUUCAACCACCUGUACGCACGGGAACACCACCUCAUUCAGGCUGUGCUCCUGUGUCUGCUGGAUUUAUUCCCCAUCCUGGAGAAAGCCCAGCACUGGAAGGGAGAUGGGGCCCGACCCACCACUCACUGUGACGAGGUCCUGCAGUUGAUCCUGACGCACAUGGAGCCCGAGCACCGCCUUCUCUUACGCAGGACUUACGCGAGAAACCUACCAGCUUUUGUGAAAAGGUUGGGGAUCUUAACUGUCCGGCACUUGAAAAGGCUGGAGCGAGUCAUCAUUGGUUACUUGGAGGUAUAUGAUGGACCCGAGGAGGAGGCCAGAUUGAAGACACUGGAAACCCUAAAACUUCUCCUGCAGUAUACUUGGCCCAGAGUCUCCUGUAGACUUGUGGUCUUACUGAAGGCUCUGUUGAAACUGAUAUGUGAUGUAGCAAGGGAUUCAAGCCUCACACCUGAGUGUGUUAAGAGCGCCUUGUUAGAAGAGGCCACCGACUGCCUGAUUCUCCUGGACCGCUGUGCUUCGGGACGGGUGAAGGGUCUCCUGGCUAAAAUCCCCCGCAGCUGUGAAGACAGUCAGGUGGGGAACUGCAUCCGAAGAGUGCAGCAGCUUUCUGAAGGAGCUCCCUGCAAUGCAACUUAAGACUUGUAUUACUUUCCUGAAGAGGAAAGGAUUUUCUUUCUCUUCCAGUUGUUUUAAAUGGAAUUAUUUCAGGCAAAAGGUAUAUUUAUACUAAACAUUAUAACUUAGA
Bubalus bubalis (water buffalo) is the source of this 1985-nucleotide messenger RNA. RefSeq names its product TELO2 interacting protein 2 (gene TTI2). Gene Ontology annotation, cellular component: cytosol; nucleoplasm; centrosome. The transcript is spliced from 7 exons. The record is from RefSeq and is a predicted model, not a curated record. Lineage: Eukaryota; Metazoa; Chordata; Mammalia; Artiodactyla; Bovidae. Bases 350 to 1876 code for a protein of 508 amino acids.